AUGGCGGAGACAGCCCCCGCCCAGGCCGCGACACCUGUGACCGGCGCGCCAGCAGCACCGACGAACGGCGUCACAGCAGGGGCCCCGAAUGCGCCCAGCGAUCAGACUGCUGCGAAUCGAGGGUUGCCAUACUAUGAGAAAUUACGACGGGAGCUGAGGGAUACGAUACAGAAGAAGCGCCUGAUGGACAAGAGCAUGGCCCAACUCGAGGACCAGAUCUUCCGAUUCGAGCAAACUUACCUCGAAGAGACCACGGCCGGCAACAUCAUCAAAGGCUUUGAUAAUUACAUCAAGGGCUCAUCAAGCGGCUCCAGUCUCGGUGCUUCUGGUCUGAGCCUUGGAUCAGGCCUUGGCGGGCGGCGCAAGGCACAGGUGACAGAGUCGGACCGAGUUUUCUCGCGAAGCUCGGCGAGCUACAUGAUGGAUUCACCCGGCCCAUCAUCCGCACAAACAACUCCUUCUCACGCCGCAACACCGACCUCAACAGCUGGCGGAAACGCACCCUCCAACAAAAGCAAUGGCGGCGAGUCCGGGACAGCAUCCAAGGCCGGCGGCAGCUCCUCCAAAAACAAAAAGAAGGUCGGUGGCGGCUCGAAGAAUACUAAGGGCAAGAACCAGACCGACGAUCUUUCAGAUGACGGGGAUACUAAGCCGCCUAUGAAGCGUUUGAAGGUUAGCUAUGGACGGGAUUAG
This is a messenger RNA of Penicillium canariense, 693 nucleotides long. Its product is annotated as chromatin modification-related protein EAF6/MEAF6. The record is from RefSeq and is a predicted model, not a curated record. The transcript has 3 exons. Lineage: Eukaryota; Fungi; Ascomycota; Eurotiomycetes; Eurotiales; Aspergillaceae. Gene Ontology annotation, cellular component: NuA4 histone acetyltransferase complex. Bases 1 to 693 code for a protein of 230 amino acids.